Molecule: messenger RNA, 1185 nt
Organism: Penicillium lagena
Lineage: Eukaryota; Fungi; Ascomycota; Eurotiomycetes; Eurotiales; Aspergillaceae
Product: YchF/Obg family ATPase
Exons: 3
Coding region: 1-1185 (394 amino acids)
Cellular component (GO): cytoplasm
Molecular function (GO): ATP hydrolysis activity; GTP binding; ATP binding
Source: RefSeq, a predicted model, not a curated record
AUGCCUCCCAAGAAGGCCCAAGUCCAAGAAAAGGUCCUCCUGGGCCGUCCUGGAAACAGCUUGAAGAGUGGUAUCGUUGGUCUUGCCAACGUCGGCAAAUCGACACUCUUUCAAGCCAUCACCAAGUCCUCCCUGGGUAAUCCGGCCAACUUCCCUUAUGCCACCAUCGACCCAGAAGAGGCCCGUGUCAUCGUUCCCGAUGAGCGGUUCGACUGGCUCUGCCAGCAAUACAAGCCCAAGUCCCAGGUUCCUGCCAACUUGACCGUGUACGAUAUCGCCGGUCUGACCCGUGGCGCCUCCACGGGUGCGGGUUUGGGUAACGCCUUCUUGUCGCACAUUCGUGCCGUCGACGCCAUCUUCCAGGUGGUUCGCUGCUUCGACGAUGCCGAGAUUAUCCACGUUGAGGGUGAUGUCAACCCCACUCGGGAUCUGACCAUCAUCAGCGAAGAGCUCCGUAUCAAGGAUAUCGAAUUCGUCGAGAAGGCUCUCGAUAACUUGAACAAGCAGACGCGCCGUGGUGGCCAGUCGCUUGAGAUGAAGAAGCUGAAAGAGGAGGAGGCUACCGUUGCUAAGGUCCUGCAGUACCUGCAGGAUGGCAAUGACAUCCGGAAGGGUAACUGGGGUCCCAAGGAGGUCGAGGUCAUCAACCCUCUGUUCCUCCUCACGGCAAAGCCUGUUGUCUACCUAGUCAACCUGAGCGAGAAGGACUACAUCCGCCAGAAGAACAAGUACCUCCCCAAGGUCAAGGAAUGGAUUGAUACCAACUCCCCCGGCGACCCGCUGCUGCCCGUCUCGGCAGCGUUCGAGGAACGCCUGACACAGCUUGGUGACGACGCUGCCGCCGAGGAGGAGUGCAAGAAGCUGGGCACCAAGUCUGGACUGCCCCGGAUUAUCACCACUAUGCGCACGUCUUUGAAUCUGGCCAGCUUUUUCACCACCGGCGCGGAUGAGGUCCGGCAAUGGACCAUCCGCAAGGGCAUCAAGGCGCCUGCUGCCGCCGGUGUCAUCCACACUGAUUUCGAGAAGACCUUCAUCCAGGCUAUUGCGUACAACUACUCUAUCCUGAAGGAGCUUGGUGACGAAGCGGCCGUCAAGGCGGCUGGUAAGAUCAUGACCAAGGGCAAGGAGUAUGUUGUCGAGGAUGGAGAUAUCUUGCUCAUCAAGGCUGGUGCUGCCAAGCACUAG